Pipra filicauda (Wire-tailed manakin) is the source of this 3430-nucleotide messenger RNA. RefSeq names its product glutamate receptor ionotropic, kainate 1. NCBI's taxonomy places the organism in Eukaryota, Metazoa, Chordata, Aves, Passeriformes, Pipridae. The record is from RefSeq and is a predicted model, not a curated record. The transcript is spliced from 15 exons. The coding region runs from base 91 to 2589 and encodes 832 amino acids. Gene Ontology annotation, molecular function: transmitter-gated monoatomic ion channel activity involved in regulation of postsynaptic membrane potential; kainate selective glutamate receptor activity. Gene Ontology annotation, biological process: monoatomic ion transport; synaptic transmission, glutamatergic; modulation of chemical synaptic transmission. Gene Ontology annotation, cellular component: presynaptic membrane; plasma membrane; kainate selective glutamate receptor complex.
AUAUUCGAAACUGUGGAAAAUGAACCUGUUAAUAUUGAAGAAUUGGCUUUCAAGUUUGCUGUCACCAACAUUAAUAGAAACAGAACACUGAUGCCUAAUACCACAUUAACCUAUGACAUCCAGAGAAUUAACCUUUUUGAUAGUUUUGAAGCCUCGAGAAGAGCGUGUGACCAGCUGGCUCUGGGGGUGGCGGCCCUGUUCGGGCCCUCCCACAGCUCCUCCGUCAGCGCCGUGCAGUCCAUCUGCAAUGCCCUGGAGGUCCCGCACAUCCAGACCCGGUGGAAGCACCCCACGGUGGACAACAAGGAUGCGUUUUACAUCAACCUCUACCCGGACUACACAGCCAUCAGCAGGGCAGUCUUGGACCUCGUGCUGUACUACAACUGGAAGAUAGUGACAGUGGUGUACGAAGACAGCACAGGUCUAAUUCGCCUGCAGGAGCUCAUCAAAGCCCCUUCCAGGUACAACAUUAAAAUCAAAAUCCGCCAGCUGCCCUCUGGGAACAAGGAUGCCAGGCCUUUGCUCAAGGAGAUGAAGAAGGGCAAGGAAUUCUAUGUGAUAUUUGAUUGCUCCCAUGAAACGGCCGCAGAAAUCCUCAAGCAGAUCCUCUCCAUGGGAAUGAUGACAGAAUACUACCACUACUUUUUUACAACACUGGACCUCUUUGCACUAGACCUGGAGCCCUACAGGUACAGCGGGGUGAACAUGACGGGCUUUCGGCUCCUCAACAUCGACAACCCGCACGUGUCGUCCGUCGUGGAGAAAUGGUCGAUGGAGCGGCUGCAGGCACCCCCCAAACCUGAGACUGGGCUCCUUGAUGGCAUGAUGACAACUGCUGCAGCUCUGAUGUACGACGCCGUGUACAUGGUGGCAGUGGCCUCCCAGCGUGCCUCCCAGCUGACCGUGAGCUCCCUGCAGUGCCACCGGCACAAACCCUGGCGCUUUGGACCCAGAUUUAUGAACCUGAUCAAAGAGGCACGGUGGGAUGGCCUGACUGGAAGAAUAACCUUCAACAAAAGUGAUGGCUUAAGGAAGGAUUUUGAUCUGGACAUUAUCAGCCUCAAGGAGGAAGGAACAGAAAAGAUUGGGGUUUGGAACUCAUACAGUGGCCUUAACAUGACUGACAGCAACAAGGACAGAUCCACCAACAUCACGGAUUCCUUGGCAAACCGGACCCUCAUCGUCACCACGAUUUUGGAAGAUCCCUAUGUUAUGUACAAGAAGUCGGACAAGCCCUUGUAUGGAAAUGACAGAUUUGAGGGUUAUUGCCUGGACUUACUCAAGGAGCUCUCAAAUAUUUUAGGCUUCAUCUAUGAGGUCAAACUAGUUUCUGAUGGCAAAUAUGGAGCCCAGAAUGACAAAGGAGAGUGGAAUGGGAUGGUCAAAGAGCUCAUAGAUCAUAAAGCUGAUCUGGCUGUUGCUCCUCUCACCAUUACCUAUGUAAGAGAGAAAGUAAUUGAUUUUUCCAAGCCCUUCAUGACGCUGGGAAUCAGCAUCUUGUACCGGAAGCCCAACGGCACAAACCCUGGUGUUUUCUCCUUUUUAAACCCUCUUUCUCCUGAUAUUUGGAUGUAUGUCCUCCUAGCCUGCCUCGGGGUCAGCUGUGUCCUCUUUGUCAUUGCAAGGUUUACACCAUACGAGUGGUAUAACCCCCACCCGUGCAACCCAGACUCAGAUGUGGUGGAAAACAAUUUUACUUUACUAAAUAGUUUCUGGUUUGGAGUUGGAGCUCUCAUGCAGCAAGGAUCAGAGCUGAUGCCCAAAGCUCUUUCUACCAGAAUAGUUGGAGGAAUAUGGUGGUUUUUCACCUUAAUAAUAAUCUCAUCCUAUACUGCCAACCUGGCUGCCUUUCUGACCGUGGAGAGGAUGGAAUCCCCCAUCGAUUCAGCAGAUGAUUUGGCAAAGCAAACCAAGAUAGAGUAUGGGGCUGUUAGAGAUGGAUCCACAAUGACCUUCUUCAAGAAAUCCAAAAUCUCCACGUACGAGAAGAUGUGGGCAUUCAUGAGCAGCCGGCAGCAGACGGCCCUGGUGAAGAACAACGACGAGGGGAUCCAGAGGGUGCUCACCACAGACUAUGCCCUGCUCAUGGAGUCCACCAGCAUCGAGUAUGUGACCCAGAGGAACUGCAACCUCACCCAGAUCGGGGGGCUCAUCGACUCCAAAGGCUACGGCGUGGGAACCCCCAUUGGAUCUCCUUACAGAGACAAGAUCACCAUUGCCAUCCUGCAGCUCCAGGAGGAGGGAAAGCUGCACAUGAUGAAGGAGAAGUGGUGGAGAGGCAACGGGUGCCCCGAGGAGGACAGCAAAGAAGCCAGUGCCCUCGGGGUGGAGAAUAUUGGGGGCAUCUUCAUCGUGCUGGCUGCAGGGCUGGUUCUGUCAGUGUUUGUAGCCAUUGGGGAGUUUAUAUACAAAUCCAGGAAAAACAGCGACAUUGAGCAGGCCUUUUGUUUCUUUUACGGACUGCAGUGUAAGCAAACCCACCCGUCCAACUCCACCUCUGGCACCACCUUAUCUACGGAUUUAGACUGUGGCAAGUUAAUCCGAGACGAGCGAGGGAUUCGGACACAGCCCUCAAUUCACACUGUGUAGUCAGGAGAGGAAAAAAAAGGUGUGUCCCAUGGAAAACAUGAAACCCAAACAGUUGGCACGGAAUGGCCAAGGUUGUACCCACAAGCACAGCUCCAAAGUGCCUCCUGCUUCAGCAGGAGAGCAGCGCGUGUGACGUAAAUUGGUCAAGUCCCUGAAAUCUGGGCAGUUUAAAUGCAUAUCACAGAAAAUAGUCACCCCCACAGCCACGAGGGAGUGCAGUAGACUGGAGUAGCUUUUAAAAAUUAUCACAUUGUCUUAUGUACAAUUGUCACCUUGCCAUUUCGUGGGGUAAUUCACCUCUUUCAGGUAAGAAAAAUUCUUUGCCUCCUUUUCAUCUCCUCCCCAACCUGAGUGAAACAAUAAAAGCCUCAUUACUAAAAGCAUGGAGAAACAUUUAGCUUGGUCUCUGCUGAAGCAUUCAGCAAGUGGGCCAGGCAGCUCUUUAUAAACCUCCAAAAACAACCUGCAGGGCUCCAUUAACUUUCUGAACCCCUGUAACAAGCAGCCGGAGAUUUUUAGCUGGCAUGUCUUAUUCCCAGUGUCAAUAUUUAAUGAAUUUUAAUUCAUCCAUUUAAAAUUCAUUAGUCAAAGCCUCCAAGUAACUAUCACACCACAAAAUCAUAUCUAUCAGUUAAUUUUAUGCCAUGUAACCAUUAAGAACGUGUUCAACAGGAGCACCCUCAGGCAACACCCGGAUAUACCAUUAACAGGAUAAAUCUGUUGUCUUGCUUGAGCAGUUCAUGAUGUUCAUUGUAAGGCUUUGUAACAUGGAAAACUCCUUUGUGGAAAAAAAUCAGGAUAUCAAUUUAUAUCAAGCAGUAAAGCUUUGCAUAUUGAAACA